AUGGGGGAGGACUGCUCCAACACCAGCAACAAGCGCUCCAACCGGGCGGAGGGAAUCCUGAGAGCAUGGGCAACCCCUGCCCUGAAGGAGCAGUACGGCAAUGACCCUGUGGUCACGAAGAUCUGGAACACGACCAUGACAGAGUUGAAGUGCUGUGGAUUCACCAACUACACAGACUUUGAGGACUCCCGCUUCACACGCGACAACAACGGCAGCCUGCCCGAGGACUGCUGCCUGGGGAAUGGCACCUACUGCAGCCCCCAGCACGCCCCCCAAUGCUCUCUGCAGGGCUGCUUUGAGGAGCUCCUGGAGCUGGUGCAGACCAACGCUGACGUCGUGGGCGGGGUAGCGGCUGGGAUUGGUGCUAUGGAGAUUGCAGCGAUGGUGGUUUCAAUCUACCUCUACUGUCACCUGGACAACCGAGAAACCAUCAAAGCCUGA
Gadus chalcogrammus (walleye pollock) is the source of this 441-nucleotide messenger RNA. RefSeq names its product tetraspanin-1. Bases 1 to 441 code for a protein of 146 amino acids. The record is from RefSeq and is a predicted model, not a curated record. Gene Ontology annotation, cellular component: membrane. NCBI's taxonomy places the organism in Eukaryota, Metazoa, Chordata, Actinopteri, Gadiformes, Gadidae. The transcript is spliced from 5 exons.